AUCCGCCACGUCGCGCGUUCACGGGCCCGUCUGUCCUUUUUGGUCGAUGCUUGUUCCUUUGAACUUGCUUGGUGUGUCCGUCUGAGCAGGGACUGUAUGUUGUCGCAAAGCCUUAUCUCAACAUCACACCACUCCUCCUCUCUGCUUCCUUCUCUGUUGUGUAGCUGUCAUGGAGCUUCCAGCUGAAAAAUGGAAAAUGCCCGAUACCAAGGCUGUUGGCAACGAAAUCGUAGUUCGAGUUACUCCUCGCGACUUGUGGUACUGGCAAGCCGACACACAUUGGAAGCACUGGCAUGGCUUUUGGAUCAAUUACCAACCAACCAAGUCGAAAGAAGUAUGCAAAGAGUACAAGUCUGUGCGGUCACUGCAGAUUGUUGACCCUGAACGGACGAAGCUGUACCACAGAAAUCAGUGGUAUGAUGCUAGAGGGUUUGGCAAAGACGUCAACUGGGAGUAUGGGCCCUGGCACAUGACUUUGGAGGAGCACGCCUUACAUGAUGGAAUUUUGCACCCAAAUUCCAAAGAUCACCGCGUCCUCUUGUUUCCCUCUGGAAACCUCGGAUGGAUUCAAAUGUACCUCAAGCCAAAUGAUCCCAGAUCAGUCAUUUUCAGCGAGCCAAUGUUUUAUGUCAAUCACAAGCAAAGAAUCUCUGUCCCUGUGGGCUACGACAGUGCAGGUGUGCUGGGAGUGGCUCUUCUUCUGGAGGAGGUGCAAGACCAUGAGGAAAGGAUGGACUCUUCGUGGACUGGUACUCUUUGGAAACAAACCAGGGAUCCAUUGGAGGACACCAGGGAGGAGCCAAAAGGGAUUUACCGAGGCCCCGAAGAGAGUAUAAGUCCAAAGCUAGAGUGGAGGCUGCGGGAGGCUGAGUGGCAAGGCUUCAAAGGGGGCUUGAACGAAGAAGAAGCAGCUAACUAUACGCUUGUGUACAUGCCCAACAAUGUCACUAUAUUUGCCCCCACGAAUGCUGCUGUGCACAAGGAUUUCGCUUUCUAUGUGACGUUUAUGGAAAAUGACAAACGAGUGCGGGCAAUCUCUGUUGCUUACGGAGCUGAUCUGAAUCUCUCUUAUAUCAAAUCUGGAAUUUAUGACAGGGUUGAUUGAAAGAGGAUAUGGUAAAUCCUCUUUCAUAUUCAGCAGCUGUUUCUCGAUUCAGCGUGUCUUCCGGCUAAAUUUUUCGACCCUUGAAGUCUGAAUCACGAAGUCCUUUUUUCUUUACUCCCCUCAUGUGGACAUAUGGAGCACUACAACGAUCGUCAGCUUAGCCUGGCCUAUAUUUUGCUUGCCUGAUCUUCCAAGGUUUUGCGUAUUCUUGCCUACGUUAAACUAAACAGACUCGUAAUCAUUGUAGCACCUGGAAAUUUAGGGAUGAUCCUUCCUAAGAAAGUAUGUGACUAGGUGACUAGUUAGUAAUUAUAAUUCCCUAUAAAUGAAUACGCAGAAGCCAUGGUGGUGUUGCAUAUCCGUGAUUAUUUAUCGUGGACUUUUUAUUGAAACAGGAAACGGCACGGAUCAUAUGCUUGGUGUUGGCAACUGUUAUAAAAUGCUUCGAGAGUUAUUCCUAGACUUGUGAUCCGCUUGAUCCGCGUUCAAACACGUGCGUUGUGAAAACAAGGAGAAAGUUGAAAGCGCUCCUUAUUUGGGAAAUGGCUUGUUCUCACUCAGAAUCAGCUACAUAUCGAGGUUGUGUGUUUCUCAGCUGAGUUUCGUGCAUCACACGUUUUUAGUCACACCUUGGAGACGGUUUCCAUCUACCUCUAUCAUCUAGUAAUGUAGCGGACAUGGUUGUGGCAUGGGUGUAAAUGUUGAGUGUGCUAUCCCUUGAUUCUCACGGCCAUCAUACAGCCCUUGAUGAAUCAAUAUGGGAUUUUUUUGUGGGUUGCCUUCUGCAAGUUCUCUUCAAGUUGCAAAGUGAUAAAUGUCGGAUGUAAACAGUAAGAACUAGAGUGAUUCUAGCUGAUACACAGUGUUGGAAUAAAUUGAAAUUGCAAAGGCUGCCUUGAGGGACUCUUGAGCAUCACUUCAGUUGCUCAACCGAGGGCUCCAAGUGCUUUAUCUCAA
Messenger RNA from Physcomitrium patens, 2062 nucleotides. The record is from RefSeq and is a predicted model, not a curated record. NCBI's taxonomy places the organism in Eukaryota, Viridiplantae, Streptophyta, Bryopsida, Funariales, Funariaceae.